Vitis riparia (riverbank grape) is the source of this 3415-nucleotide messenger RNA. RefSeq names its product receptor-like protein kinase FERONIA. The transcript has a single exon. Gene Ontology annotation, molecular function: ATP binding; protein kinase activity. Gene Ontology annotation, biological process: protein phosphorylation. Lineage: Eukaryota; Viridiplantae; Streptophyta; Magnoliopsida; Vitales; Vitaceae. Bases 285 to 2972 code for a protein of 895 amino acids. The record is from RefSeq and is a predicted model, not a curated record.
GGCCCGAUAAAUCCAAGAAAGUAGAGGAAUUCCAGUGGCCAGUCACCAGUUGCAGAUUGGCUAUGUCCUCCACUUCCCCCACAGCCUCAACUACGGAUCCAGCUGAACGGUCUCGGCGUUCGCUUGUGUUGCUCUGAUCCUUUCACCUUCGACUUCCUACUUCCAUCUUUACUGCCAGACUGCCAGUACCAAUCCUACGCACCGUCUGAAACAUCAGCACUCCUUAUUUCAUCACACCCGGCUGAGACCCAGCUGAUCCCUUUAUUUUCGGUUUCAUCAAAUUAAUGAGUUUGGAUCAAAUCAAUCCCAUGCUCACCUUGGCUGUCUAUCUUUCUUCCUUCUUUCUUCAAUUCCUCAUCUCCAUGGCCGGGGAUGAGUCUCCGCCUUAUAGGCCCACUGAUAAUAUUCUCCUCGACUGCGGCUCAUCCAUCAACACAAUGUCUCCUGAUGGCAGGACUUGGCAAGGCGAUCAAGGGUCAAAAUUCUCUGGAACUUCUGAUGUUCAAAACUCAUCCUCAUCAUCCAAAGCUUUCCGGCAAGACCCCUCGGUCGACCAAGUUCCAUACAUGACCGCUCGUAUCUUUAACUCCUCGUUCACAUACAGCUUCCCUGUUUCAGCCGGACCCAAGUUUGUCCGCUUCUACUUCUACCCAACUGCGUACUCUGGCCAUAAUGAAUCCGAGUUCUUCUUCUCCGUCACAUCAGGGGUGUACACCCUCCUAAGCAACUUCAGCGCUUCUCUUACAGUUGCUCCUAUGGGGUCCGGAGUAUCUUCCCUUGUUAAAGAAUUUUCCAUCAACGCGUGGGACAACCAAAUACUCAAUAUAACCUUCUCUCCAUCCCCAAACUCCUGGGCCUUCGUUAAUGGUAUUGAAGUCGUUUCCAUGCCAAAUCAUCUCUACGGACAAAUUGACCUUAAAUUGGUUUCCGCGGUUGAGCCAUUUGACAUGGAUAACUACACAGCCCUUGAAACUGUUUAUCGUUUAAAUGUUGGUGGCAAUCAUAUCCCGGCGGAAGCAGACAGUGGAAUGUUUCGGUCCUGGAGUCAGGAUGACUCUUACAUAUACGGAGCAAAUUUAUGGUUGACACCCCACCGGGAUAUCCCCAUACGAUACACUCUGAGGACACCGCGUUAUAUUGCACCCCCUACAGUCUACACCACUUCACGCACCAUGACUAAACAAGAUGAUAUAAAUAAGAGAACCAACUUGACGUGGCUCUUCCCUGUGGAUUCUGGGUUUUAUUAUCUUGUUCGGCUUCAUUUCUGCGAGUUGCAAUUGGAGGUAACCCGUGCAAAUGAACGGGUUUUUUCUAUAUUUCUUAACAAUCAGACAGCUGAAGAAGAAAUGGACGUCAUCGCUAGGAGUGGUGGCACAGGAUAUCCAAUUUAUCAAGAUUAUGUUGUUUCUUUGUUAUCCGAUGGCAGCCGAAGGAAGCAGGAUCUGUGGCUCGCUUUACAUCCUAAUGCGGAUGGCUUGUAUGCUAACGCAAUAUUAAAUGGAUUAGAGAUGUUCAAGUUAAAUAAUUCCGACGGUAGUCUCGCAGGACUCAAUCCUGAUCCGGUACUAAAUCCUCCUCCCUCGGAACAGCACCCAAACUCCCCGGUAAAGCCCAACAAUAGGGCGCCACUGGUGCUGAUAACAGUCAUUGUAGCUGCGGUCGGCGGAGUAGUCGCACUCUCUCUUCUCUGGUUCUUGAUUCUCCGACCGCGGAUGAGAGUGAAACACGUUGGUGGCAUCAGUCGGGCAAAGUCAUCUUGGGUCCCAUUUUCCUACACGACAAGAUCCACAACCACCAACGGCUCGUCACUACCGGCCGAUAUCUGCCGCCACUUCUCCCUUGCCCAGAUUAAAGACGCCACAUGCAACUUCAACAAGAACUUCAUCAUCGGCGAGGGAGGUUUCGGAAACGUUUACAAAGGCUUCAUCAAAGGCGGCUCCACCACGGUUGCGGUUAAACGGCUGAAUCCAUCAUCAAAACAAGGUGCCCGCGAAUUCGAAACAGAGAUCAGAAUGCUGUCCAAGCUCCGCCACAUCCAUCUCGUGUCUCUGAUAGGUUACUGUGAUGAAGAAGGAGAGAUGAUCCUUGUCUACGAUUACAUGGCUCGUGGCACUCUCCGUGAUCAUCUUUAUAAAACAAAAAACCCUCCACUCCCAUGGAAGCAACGCCUUCAAGUCUGCAUUGGGGCGGCGCGUGGAUUGCACUACCUUCACACAGGCGCGAAGCAUACAAUCAUUCACCGGGACGUCAAAUCCACCAAUAUCCUGUUAGACGAGAAAUGGGUGGCCAAGGUUUCGGAUUUCGGGUUGUCUAGAGUAGGCCCCACGAGUGUGACCCAGACCCACGUCAGCACAGCAGUGAAGGGCAGUUUCGGGUACGUGGAUCCAGAGUAUUUCCGGUUGCGGCAAUUGACGGAGAAGUCUGACGUGUACUCGUUCGGAGUGGUGCUGUUUGAAGUGUUAUGCGGAAGGCCGGCGGUGAUCCCCGGUGCUCCAAAAGAGCAGGUGAGUGUAGCAGAGUGGGGCCGGAGAUCUUGUCGGAAAGGAGCCCUUGAUCGGAUCAUUGACCAAAAUCUGAGGGACGAGGUUGCGCCAGAGUGUUUGAAAAAGUUUGGGGAGAUCGCUGAUAGCUGCGUGCGUAACGAGGGAAUCGAACGGCCAGCAAUGAGCGAUGUGGUGUGGGCCCUUGAGUUUGCACUGCAGCUCCAGGAGACUGCGGAGAGGAACGCCCAAAUCAACAGUGGAGAUGAGGUGUUUAUGGGUCGGGUUGGAGUCAAACCGGACGGAUCACAACCGAGCGCAUCCGCUGUGACACGUGGAGGAGCCACCACUAGUGAUAACGAUGACCUGUUCUCGGUGUCAAGCUCAAGGAGUACCGUCACAUCUGGAGUGAGCACUAGUGGAAAGAGCGCCCCCAGUAAUGAUCACGACGGUUCGGUGUUCUCUGAGAUAAACAAUCCAAAGGGACGGUGAGAUCAGCCUCUUCAGGUCAUGCUCAUGGAUCCCACGGCAGAGAAGACCAGGUCAAGAAAAGGCAUCAGAGUCACGUCGUAGAGUAGAGUAGCUUCUACCCGUCUUUUUGUUGACUUAAAAGUUAAUAGGAUAUAGACUAGCGAAGUCGCUGUGUGAACGCCGAUGGUCCUUCCUUUCACGCGGAUGAGAAAAUGGCACGGGGGACCACAGUGGGUGGCUGCUAUUAAAGUGGAGGUUCAAAUAAUUCACAUUAAAAAGGAAGCGGAUUGAAAGCGACAACGCAAGCUCAUUUUAUGGCGUAUUAAAAAGAAAAAGGUAAUCCCUACUUUGUUAAAGUUGGCUAAUUUUCUAAAGAUGCUUUAGGGGAUUGGGAAAAGUAGAAGAAAAUUUCAUGUGAUAUGCUGGUAUUUUCAUGUAAUGAAGUUCUAUUUUCUCUUUUUUAA